GCCCGGAUCAUCAGCACCGAAGAGCGCCGCUGAAACGCGACCCGUUCCUCCCCCUGCAGGAAGAGGAGUCAUGGGCGAGGUCGAGGACAAUGUGUACAUGGCCAAGCUGGCAGAGCAGGCGGAGCGGUACGAGGAGAUGGUCGAGUACAUGAAGAAGGUGGCGCAGGGCAAGCAGGAGGAGAUGCUCUCGCUCGAGGAGCGCAACCUGCUCUCCGUCGCGUACAAGAACGUCGUCGGCGCGCGGCGCGCGUCGCUGCGCAUCAUCACGUCGAUCGAGUCCAAGGAGUCGUCGAAGGAGUCGUCGGCGCACACCGCGCUGAUUGGCACCUACCGGGCCAAGGUUGAGGAGGAGCUCAACAACAUUUGCAACGACAUCCUGGCCCUGCUGCACGACCACCUGAUCAAGGACAACCUGGAUGCCGAGCCGUCCGUCUUCUACCAAAAGAUGAAGGCCGACUACCACCGCUACCUCGCCGAGUUUGCGGGCGGCGACAAAAAGUCGGAGCACGCCACAAACGCAAAGGCCGCCUACGAGGGCGCGCAGUCAACCGCCGAGCGGUUGCAGCCCACGCACCCGAUCCGGCUCGGGCUCGCCCUGAACCAGUCGGUCUUCUUGUACGAGGUGCAGGGCGACCACACGGACGCGUGCGGCCUGGCCAAAAAGGCCUUCGACGAUGCGAUCGCCGAGCUCGACACGCUCGACGAGGAGUCCUACAAGGACUCGACCCUCAUCAUGCAGCUGCUGCGCGACAACCUGACGCUCUGGACGAGCGACGAGAAUACCGACCAGUGAGGCUCCGAGGGGGACGACACUCUAGACGGCUCUCCCAGAGAGGCGGGCUGUGGCCGGGCCCUUGUCGCCCUCUCCGAGAGGGCCGGCCGGCCGGGGAGCGCUCAGCUGCGGCAGACCGGUCCUGCGCCGCACGCCGGAGUGCGCGCUCCGCCACUCGCGGCUAUUAACGGUCGGGUUGGGUUGGAGAGGGGGGGCGGUGCUGUAGGUUCGUAGAGCCCACAUCCGAAACCGCGC
Molecule: messenger RNA, 1027 nt
Organism: Emiliania huxleyi CCMP1516
Lineage: Eukaryota; Haptophyta; Isochrysidales; Noelaerhabdaceae
Exons: 7
Coding region: 71-793 (240 amino acids)
Biological process (GO): signal transduction
Cellular component (GO): cytoplasm
Source: RefSeq, a predicted model, not a curated record